AUGCCAAAUACGUUGACGCAACAGUACAUCCAAGACUCGGUGUGGAAGCCCGAUAUCUACAAGGGCAAAGUUGUCUUUGUUACAGGGGGAGCAGGUACUAUUUGCAGGGUGCAGACCGAGGCCAUGGUCUUGUUGGGCGCCAACGCCGUCAUUUUGGGCAGAAACGAGCAAAAGACGCAAGCCGCCGCCAAGGAGAUUGAGCAGUUGAGGCCCGGCGCCAGGGUGCUUGGUUUGGGCAAUGUCGAUGUGCGCAAGGUCCAAAGUCUAAAGGAGGCCGUGGACAAGACCGUGGCAGAGUUGGGCAGAAUCGACUACGUGAUUGCCGGCGCUGCAGGCAACUUCUUGGCCGACUUCAACCACUUGUCGUCAAACGCAUUCAAGACCGUGAUUGACAUCGACUUGUUGGGCUCUUUCAACACGGUCAAGGCCUGUUUCGAGCAAUUGAGAAAAAACAAGGGUGCCGUCAUUUUCGUCAGUGCAACCUUGCACUACUACGGGGUCCCCUUCCAGUCGCACGUUGGUGCCGCCAAGGCCGGUGUCGACGCCUUGAUGAACGCCCUUGCCGUGGAAUUGGGCCCCGUGGGCGUGCGUCUCAACUGCAUUGCCCCCGGCUUGAUUGGCAACACCGAAGGCGGCGCCCGUUUGAGCCCUCCCACCGAAGUGCCCUUGGACCAAAAAGUGCCCUUGGGCAGAAUCGGAUCCACCACCGACAUUGCCGACUCGACCGUGUACUUGUUCUCGCCCGCGGCUUCCUAUGUCACCGGAACCAUCAGCGUUGUCGACGGUGGUUUAUGGCAAAUUGGUGGCUUUUUGGGCGAAUUAUACCCGGCGGUCAUCAAGCUGCAGAAUGAGGACCCGGAAGGUAAAUUAUAG
Messenger RNA from Lodderomyces beijingensis, 873 nucleotides. NCBI's taxonomy places the organism in Eukaryota, Fungi, Ascomycota, Pichiomycetes, Serinales, Debaryomycetaceae. The record is from the annotation of a GenBank genome assembly.